AUGCUCGUGAGAUGGGAUCUGGCCCGGCGGAUCCUCCCUGAGGGGCCUGCGACCGGAACGCCGGGCCGGAAGGAACAGGGCCGAGCCCCCGCUGCGCUCCCGGGGGCGGCCACGCUGCGCUGCGCCAGGCCCGGCUGGGCGGGGUGGGGCCGGGGAAGCCGCUACGUCACUAGCGAGUCCGGAGGGAGCUGCAGCAGGUCCAGCCAGGAUUCCAUUACCUCACCCGGCAGCGCGGAGCGGCGGCUCGCACAGGACCCAGAGCAGCAAAGCUCUCAGCCCUCCCAGUGCCGACUGUCUGCAGAGAUCCAAGUACUUGCUCUGGGCAAGGCCCUGGCUGCCAGCAUCUGGAGGCUGCCAGCGCAUGUCCAGGAGAGAGGAGAGCUGGCAGAGAGGUCCAGGCGGGUCUGGGAGCAGGGCCGGGGGCGGGGUGACGAGUGUGGCAGUUCCCGAGUCUGCCGACAGAGGGCGCCGCCGCCCCGCAAGUCGCCCGGGCCACGCCCCCUGCCAGGACCCGCCCCUUUGCGGCGGGGAACCACAGCGCCCAGUGAGGAGCGGCUCGGCGGGCUGGGGUUCGAGGCCAUGGGGAUGGGAGGGCGGUGGACUGGCUGGGCCGGGGCAGGAGGAGCAGCAGCAGGGGAUGGGCUGGGCCGGAGCAGAAGGAGGAGCUGCAGGGGAGGUCACCGGCGGGUCGGGGUUUGCGUGGAUCUCAGCAAAGCACAACCCCGAGGCCCCCUCUGCGCUCCCACCCGAAUCGCGGCGGCGGCACGCCCAGGAGGGAGCUCGCCUCUGCAGCUCAACCCACAACCUCUCGGCCGCGGGGCGGGAGAGGGUGGAGAGGGAGGGCGGCGCCCGGCGGACUCCACCCGAGCAGCACCGCCAGCCCCCAAACGCUGCAGUCUAGCCCAUGCCUUGAAGGCCAGCCUGCAGCCUCUUGAGCAGCGCGUGGGGCUCCAACCCCCAGCACUUCCACCUGGUCCAUGUCUCCGAGCUGAGCCCCAACUCUGGUCUAGACGGGAACCUGUGAAGAGCAGCCUCCGGCAGGGAUCCCCCGCCGGCUGUGCGCCCCAGCCCCGCCUCCUCUCCCCCCACCUCGCCCAGAGCACUGGCGACACCCAGCCAGCCGGCAGGGGCUGGACACUGUGUUGCGCUCCGCCCCCAUCUCCUCCCUCGCCCCCACCCAUACCCCUUCAACCAAGGCGAGGACGCAGAUGUGUCAGCUAGGAUCCCUGUCCUCUUACAGCUCCCAGUCUCUAGGGAGACGGCCACCAUCCAUACCAAAGCUUACACCAGGAAGCAGAAAGUGGUUCCGGUUCAGUGGGAGGCACAGGUCCUUAGCUCCCCAAGAAGACACAGCCUCAGGGGGCCGAGUUCGGCCAGUAUUUAGAGCCCUAAAGAUCCGUGUGGGAGGAAGCUCAGAGGUCUCCAGAAUCAUCUUGAGUCAGCAUCCUUUCAAUAAAGGCUCACUGAGCACUUAACGGUGCUUUAAAAAUACCAACGCCCCAGCCCACCCUAGAACUCCCGGAUCAGAAUCUCAAGGGGGCCAGGAGCGGUGCCUCACACCUGUAAUCCCAGCACUUUGGGAGGUCGAGUUAGGAGAAUUGCUUGAGCCCAGGAGUUUGAGACCAGCCUGGACAACAUAGCAAAACC
This is a messenger RNA of Piliocolobus tephrosceles (Ugandan red Colobus), 1647 nucleotides long. Its product is annotated as nuclear factor of activated T-cells, cytoplasmic 4-like. Bases 1 to 1221 code for a protein of 406 amino acids. Lineage: Eukaryota; Metazoa; Chordata; Mammalia; Primates; Cercopithecidae. The record is from RefSeq and is a predicted model, not a curated record. The transcript is spliced from 5 exons.